AUGUCCAACCCUAAGCAGGGGGCCCCCUCUACGGGGGCCCCUACUGAGUCGGCUUCUUUGAAAGAUGCUGCAGAAGCAGCUAACUCGGAUGAAUCUUCUCGUAGAAGAGAGGAGGCCACUGAUCCUGCUGCUGCAGCAGCAGAGCAGCGGGAGCAGCAGCAGAACCCGCAGCAACAGCAAGAGCAGCAGCAGCAGCAUCUGGGGAGAGAGCCGCAGCAGGAGGGUCCAUCGACCGAAUCUCAAGCCCAGCAACAGCAGCAAGAACAGCAGCAGCAGCAGCAGCAACAGCAGCAGCAGGAGCAGCAACGGCAACAGCAGCAGGAGCAGCAACAGGAGCAAGAACAGCAGCAACAACAGCAGCAGCAGCAGCAGCAGCAGCAGCGACAAACGGAGAGAACCGGAAGGCGAGACAGCGGUAUCAGGAAGCUUUCGUCGACAAGUUUGUCUGACAGCAGUGUCGGGCUUGCGCAGCAAAUGAAGGCUCUAGGAGCACUAGCAGAGUCCAGCAGCAGCCGCAGCAGCAUGGGCAGCGCUGCUCCUGUCGGUGUUGCUGUUGCUGGCUCAGGCCGUCUCCGCGUAAUGCGGAGGGAAGAUUCUGUCUCUUUAAAAGCAGCAGCAGCAGCAGCAGCAGCAGCAGCUGGCGGUACAUCAGAGGGGGAAGGACAGCAGCAGCAGCAGCAGCAUGUGAUGAAUGCAUCCGAUCGCGGCUCUAGUGGCGAGUUGGGGCCGAGUGCUGCUGGCAGCAGCAGCAGCAGCAGCUCUUGUAGCAGCGCAGGAUUGUCUCCUCGCUUGGGGGCUUCGCUGCUGCUGCGGCCUUUUGCUUCUUCUGCCUCUGUUGCAGAUGUUGCUGUAGCUAGAGGUCAAGAAGAACUCGCAGAAAUCUUCUGGAAACCAGACGCAGCAAAUCUUCAAAGCCACUUGGGCGGCAGUUGGAGGCCUCGGCUGCUUGUCGGAGACAGUCGCGAGAACAUGCCUGAAGCCCUUGCACAUGACAUUGAAGAGGCGAGUGGGGCGCAGCACUCCUCGGGGCUGGGGAGCGACAGGGAUGGGCCUGGAAAGACGGCACGGCGAGGCAGCGGAGCAGCUGAUUGCCAGGCGCUGAAGGAAGGCCUUGCGGGGAUGAGUCGAACAUUUCUGGCGGAUGUUCAUGGAGAGCUGCAGCAAGAAGUUAGCAGGAGGCAGCAGCAGCGGCAGCAGCAGAAGCAGCAGCAGCAGCAGCAGCAACAGCAACAGCAGCAAUGGAGAGAGGAGCCGGAGGUGUAUGUAGUCGAAGGACUCCCUUCAGUGCCUCCGCCCGCACCAAGUGCAGACGAAACAACAACCUCUGCAGCAGAAUGCGAUGGUGGUUCUGGGUUAUCGGAGUUAUCUUUUGAGGGUAUAGACCUCGACUUGGCCUUCGAACGAUUUGCAGGGGCGGACUUCUCACCAACCGAGACACCCGACUCAGAUAUGUUGCAGCUGUACGCUGCAAACAAGAUAGAGAGGAGGCGCAGCAGAAGCCUUCGAGAGAGAAAGGAGUCGCCUUUAAGCAGAUUCAGCAGACUUCAAAAAGAAAUACCCCAAGCUGUUCAACUCGUUGAGAGUCUCUGCGAGCAUGUGGAGGAGACGCGGAAGCAGCAGCAGCAAGAGGAUCGCUCGUGUGGCGCUGCAUAUAUUUUGUCUUUGAAUACGGCUCUUGCUGCGGCAACGCAGCAGGCAGAAGCUGCUGUGCUAGAGGGAGUAGCAGCAGAUGCUGCGCUGCAGCGGGUGCUCUUCAAGCAGCAGCCGCAGCAGCAGACUGAGGAGGCCUCAUACCUUGAAGCCAGCGACACAGGGGGCCUUCUCGCCCCGCUCUACUGCCCCAGCACUUGUAUAGAGAUGGAUGCGUUGGUGCGGAGCGCUCAGGAACAGCUGCAGCACCAGAAGCAGCAGCACUACCAGCAACAGCAGCAGCAGCAAGCCGUCAGCAGCAACGGUAGCGCGCUUGAGGUGCUGGAUGCUACACACUUAGCGAUGGCCUCGCAAGCUGCUGCAGCCAGACGGCUGCUGCAGCUGGAAGACCGACUCCAGCGGCUUGAAAAACUUUGUGUGCCUGCUGCAGCGGCAGCAACAUCAGCAGCAACAGCAGCAACAACAGGAUCAGCAGCAGCAGCAGCAGCAGCAACAGCAGCAGCAGAAGUAGAAGCAACGAAGGCAGCAGAUCCUGAGGUUCUGCAGUUGGCUUCUCAAUGGGAGGCAGACCCGCACGCUCCAACACUCGUCGAGUUGGCGUCUCGUCUGCACUGCUUGCUGUCGCUUGCUGCGGAUCCUUCGCCUCUGUCUGAGCUCUCUGCGCGUCUCUCGGUGGUGGGUUGCUGCCUGGCUGAGCAGGAGGAGCAGCAGCAUGAGCAGCAGCAGCAGCAGCAGCAGCGGCAGCAGCAGCGGUGGGAGCAGGAGAGAGGCCUAUUAGGAGAAGAAGAUCUAAUAGAAUUCUCCCCUGAACAGAUUGCACUGUCGCUACACCAGAAACUGCUUCCCUGUAAACAUUUAGUAGACAAACUUCCUGAAGUGCGUGUCGCCUUGAGUCAGGCCAAAGACAGAUUCGCUGAUGUAAGAACAAACCCUAAACCCUAA
Eimeria acervulina is the source of this 2592-nucleotide messenger RNA. RefSeq lists its product as hypothetical. The transcript has 13 exons. The coding region runs from base 1 to 2592 and encodes 863 amino acids. The record is from RefSeq and is a predicted model, not a curated record. NCBI's taxonomy places the organism in Eukaryota, Apicomplexa, Conoidasida, Eucoccidiorida, Eimeriidae.